AUCCCCCCCUUCCCCGGGCUAAAUGUGGCAUUUCGGAGCUCUGACAAGCUGCUGCCAAAUGUUUUCCAUAUUUGUUCAGCCUCCUUGACUCAAAUACCAGGAACUACUCGGCCGGCACAAAGCGAAGCUUUUGGGGGGCAGAAAACCCGCGCCCCCGCCGGCGUGCGCGCACACACACGGGCGAGACAGCCCAAAAUCCGCCGGCAUGGGAAAGGAGGAGAAGAGAGCCCGGCACAGCACGGCCCCGAAUAGCCAGACAGAAAAGGCACCCGGAGGGGAGAAAAGCAGCGACUCGACGCAGGAUCCCGCGAUGAAGAAGAAGAAGAAGCAGAAGAAAGCCAAGGGGGAUCCCAAAAGUGGCCAGGAGGAGGAGGAAUCCCACACUUGUUGUGGCUGCCGUUUCCCGCUGCUGUUUGCCUUGCUGCAGCUGGCGUUAGGCACCUCUGUAACAGUGCUGGGCUUCCUUAUGGCAGGCAUCAGCUCCUCUCUGCUAGUCAGAGACACUCCAUAUUGGGCUGGGAUAAUUGUGUGUGUGGUGGCCUUAGUGGGAUUUGUUAUGCUUUGUAUUUCUUACCAACCUGAUGAGAAGACAUGUGCACAGUUCACAGUGAAGCUGCUGUAUUUUCUCCUGAGUGCCCUGGCUCUGGUUGCCUGUGUCUUGGCAGUGGCUUUUGCUGCCCACCACUACCUGCAGCUGACCCAGUUCACCUGUGACUCCAUCCGGGAUUCCUGCCAGUGCAAGCUGGACCCUGCGGACCCCCUGGGCCGCACCUUCGUCUACCAGGACACGUCUGACUGCAGCAGCCUGACCAGCCUGCUCAGCCUGCACCUCCUGCUGCAGAUGGCCCUGAACCUGGUGGCAGCCCUGCUGUGCCUCCUGAUGUGCUUCGUGGUGUGGAAGCACCGCUACCAGGUCUUCUACGUGGGCGCUCGCUUCCAGCCCCUCGCUGCGCAAGGGCAGCACGUGUAGGGCUGGGGCUGGCUGGGUUUUGGCCAGGGAUGGGCUGGCUGGGGUUUUGGCCAGGGAUGGGGACUGCCACCACAGAGGGAUGGGCUCUUGGAAGGUGUUGGACGCUUACACAGCUUUAAUUUUUCAGUCGUUUCAGGAGCAUUUCGUACGGCUGCUCUUGAGAAAAUGCCUCUUGUGAGAUGAGCUAGAGGUCACAGAGUCCUAAAGAUGCAGCUGUACAAACGCUCCCUGAAGAGCAUCUUUAAUAGCCAUAGAUAAAAUCUUUGGGAGCUCAUCUGCAGGGCUACAGCCAUUACAAAACAGGGUCCAUUUCCCUCUUGCCUUCAGAGAAGCUAUGCCGGUUUCUACCAGACAAGGGUCUGAUCCAAACUGCUUAAUUAUAUCAUGCUUCAGGAAUAUAUCAUAUCUUGGUGCUCUGGGUCUAAUCCAGACUAACCUGAUGGGAAUUUAACAUUCAGGAAAGUAAUGAGGGAGGUCAGGACCUCUUCCAAUGCAGGUUGAGACCAACACCAAAAUGAAUAUACUGAUGGCUGCCAUAUAAAUAUACAUAUAACUUUUCAGAGUGGUUAAUGAUAUAGGCUACCUAACCCAAUUACUAAUAAACAGCAAAUAUGACUGAGUUCACUGUAGGUUCUUUGGUGGGCCUUGCUUGAGAUCCCAGGCAGAUUUCUGAUGUUUGGCAGAAAAGAUCAGUAUAAGGAACCUCCUGAAGCAGAGGGACCCUAAAUCACUAGUCAUGUUGAAAACUAUGUCCAUAUUGCUCUAAUUGCAGGUUGACAAACCCUGAUUUUAGCCAGUUCCACCAAUUAUACUCCAAGCACAAAAGGCCAAAUGCAUUUUUGGUGUAACUCCUCUGAAGACAAUCAGCCUUACACACCAGCAGUGGAGUUGGGCCAACAGCCCUGAAAGUUAUAUCCCUGCAACAAUGAAUGUUUUUAAAAUGGGGUGGAGGGAGGGAAGCAAGAAGAGACUGCCAGUCUCCCAAAGGCAUCUUUGAUAAUGAUGAGGGCAACAAAAUAAUGAUUUCUUAAUGAGGAUGGAAAAACAAAGCAUAUUCAAGCAGUGCUUUUUUCACCCUGAAAGUGCAGAUCUAGAAGUGCUUCACAUCUUAUUAGCCUUAUACCAAGACAACUACAUUUGUUUGCCCCUUGAACUGCCAUUUCCACUUGCACAGCAUGGACAUCUAAAUUUAGGAGCCCUUCCUAAUUGGCAGCAUUUGGCACUGCCUCCUGAUCCAUAUCUGAGCAGGAGCAAGCCAGCUGGUGCUCACACCCUGCCAUGACGAGGGAUUUCCCCAGCCCAGCCAGAACAAGGAUGUCUCAGAGCUGGGGUGGAGCAAUCACAUGCCAGAAAAAUUGUGCCAUAGUCAUUAGCUAGGAGGAAGCAAAUGAAAUUUGUAUAAGGCUCUGCUGGCGGAGCAGGGCAUGCUUCCAUCCCAUCCCAUCCCAUCCCAUCCCAUCCCAUCCCAUCCCAUCCCAUCCCAUCCCAUCCCAUCCCAUCCCAUCCCAUCCCAUCCCAUCCCAUCCCAUCCCAAUGUCCCAAAUGUUGUUCAGGACAUAGCUUGGUGUGCAGCACUCCCACCAGAGUCUCCUCAAUCCUCUGACCUCUGCCUCACUCACACUUUCCCUCUCUGUCUCCCAUCACCUGGGUGUGGGCUGGGCUGGGCUGCCAUGCCUGGCCUCUGCCUGCUCACCCUGGGCUGAGAUUUGCUGGGGCUGCUCUGGAGCACGGCAAGCUCAGCAGGGAUGAUCACAGAGCUACUGUGAAUGCCUUUGGCAGGCAGCAGAAGGGAGGUCUGGGUAACAGAGCCUGCUCCUCUUAACAAGCUGUGCACCUCCAUAUCAGCUCACCCUCCACUUCCAGCCAUGAAUCCCAUUUUCUAAUCAGCACCAUGCAGCUUAACCCUUUGCUCUGGAAGUAAGCAAUAUUCAUCAUGUAUUCUGGUGGUGGUUUAUAUGCUUAAUGAAUAAAUAUGGGGCAUUUCCAUCUA
Molecule: messenger RNA, 2960 nt
Organism: Oenanthe melanoleuca
Lineage: Eukaryota; Metazoa; Chordata; Aves; Passeriformes; Muscicapidae
Gene: SSPN
Product: sarcospan
Exons: 3
Coding region: 206-970 (254 amino acids)
Cellular component (GO): sarcolemma; dystrophin-associated glycoprotein complex
Source: RefSeq, a predicted model, not a curated record